Messenger RNA from Coregonus clupeaformis (lake whitefish), 2774 nucleotides. Its product is annotated as NF-kappa-B inhibitor zeta-like. The record is from RefSeq and is a predicted model, not a curated record. Gene Ontology annotation, molecular function: DNA binding; POU domain binding. Gene Ontology annotation, cellular component: nucleus. The coding region runs from base 91 to 1923 and encodes 610 amino acids. Gene Ontology annotation, biological process: regulation of gene expression. Lineage: Eukaryota; Metazoa; Chordata; Actinopteri; Salmoniformes; Salmonidae. The transcript has 11 exons.
AACAGUCCGUCUGUUUCAAUAUCUUGAGUGUUCUCCGUUUGAUUUUGUUUCAAACUAAUACAUUACCCCACUGCUGCAAAGUGGAGCGAGAUGCGUGGGCCAUAUAAAAGUAAGGAGAACUCGGGCAGUGAAUGCAUCCAUACUUUUGAGGGGAAACGGGACAUUGGAAACGGGCUGUUUAGGAGUUACGACUCACCUAUGCCAGGAGAACCUGCCAGCUACUCGGAGGGGCCAAAUUCCCCUACUGGAGGUAUCCUGACAAGUUUGGACGACGGCCAUGAGAAUGGGCCUUCGACACUGGACUAUUCUUUGACAGGUCCAAAACGCUCCAACUAUGACGGUGAGAAAAGGUACCUGGGAGUCAGGGUCAAAAUGCCUGUGAGAGACAUGCUUAAUAACAUUCGCAUAGCGAAAGGAAUGGACCCAAAAAAUAUCCAGGGCAACAGCGGCAAGGCAUUGAAAGGAGAGAAGAAACGGGUAAAUAGAGAUCGCAGAAGUAGCAAGAGAAAACAACCUACAAAGAGCCUGGAGGAACUCGCCAUAAUAGUAGAGGUAUUGGAGGAGGAUCUCAAAGCCAGCAAGCCAUACAGCCAGUCUAACAAGUCUGAGUCACCCGAUUACAGCCCAGAGCCCAACGAGCAACCAUGGAAUAUUCCAGAGCCACUCCAACAUAGCCACUCAAUGAAGUUCAGUCAGGAAAACAAGAUGCCACAACAAGCCACAAACUACUGUAUGUCAGAGCUCAACCUAUCCCGCUCUGCAGACAAACACAACACUAGUGCCCCUCCACUGAACUCCCAAAGAGGGUAUAUCAACGACGAAUCUGACAAUAUGAUGCCCAGUCCAGAUUCAUAUAUGUCUUACUCCCCAAGCAGCACCAGUGAAUGUCAAGUGCCAUCUCCCCAAGAUUCGGUCUUUGCUAGCCCCCUGUCCUCCAGCUAUGAGUUAGGUCAGGAUGGAGGUAGUGACUGCCAGGAUAGCUUUAGCCCCCAGUGUCAGGAUAGCUUUAGCCCCCAGUGCCAGGAUAGCUUUAGCCCCCAGUGUCAGGAUAGCUUUAGCCCCCAGUGCCAGGGUAGCUUUAGCCCCCAGUGCCAGGAUAGCUUUAGCCCCCAGUGCCAUAAUAGCUUUAGCCCCCAGUGCCAGGAUAGCUUUAGCCCCCAGUGCCAUAAUAGCUUUAGCCCCCAGUGCCAGGAUAGCUUUAGCCAACAUUGGCUCAGCUACAUGGGCCAGGAUUGGAACAGCGUAGCAUACUUCUGGACCCAGCUCCAGAGGGAGGAGAGCUUACUGACGGGGGUCUCUGACACAGAGCUUCUGGCCACAGACAAGAACGGAAGGACAGCUCUCCACAGAGUUGUGGGUCAAGGCAAGAGGGCCCUGGGAUAUGUGAUUGCCAAAAGGAUGGCAGCUCUGAACAGACUGGAUGUCAAAGACUCAGAGGGAAAGACUGCACUUCACCUGGCUGCACAGAAGAACCAACACCUGAUGGUGGCUGAUCUGAUUUGCCAUGGUGCCUGUGUGAACGAGAAGGACAGGUGUGGUAAGACAUGCCUGCACCUCAGUGCUGAGAAUGGAUACGUGCCAGUUCUGGAGGUUCUGAAAAAUAUGAUGAAAGAAGGGAUUUAUGUAGAUGUCGAAGCUACAGAUAAUUGUGGACUCAGUGUGUUUCAGUGUGCAGCAGUGGCUCUGAAUGUCAUCGUGCGAGAGCUGGAGAGAACUGUGGCCCCCAGUCAGAUGAGACUCCACACACUGCGCAAGGAGCAGAUGAUGGAAACACUGGAGUGUCUGCUGCAAAUGGGAAGCUACCAUCACACUCUGGAUAAUCACUGUGGGGAGAAUGCAAAUGAAGUGGGAAGCAAAAUGGAGUCCUACAAGUUUAUGCACGGAGUAGACUCCAGACCCAGUAAGGGGAACUACGUGACCUAGAUGGUGUCCAUCCACACAGCUGUUCCUUAUGAAAUGAUGUGUGCAUCUGCCAAGCAAGGCAUGCCAGAGAACUGACAGUAAAUGUUUCUGAGUUGUUACAAGCUUGAACUUGUCUUGGAGAAAGGCCAAUGUGGUUUAGAAAAUCUUUAAUUGUUGUAUACCUAGUUCUUUGUUACGUGGCUUUAAAGUGAGCAGCUUUCUUCAAGGCAAGGUACAAGUCUUAUGUAAAGCAUCCAAAGUUUUAUCUAAGCUAAAACACGAUUGUAAAUUGAGUGUUUUUGUGGCUUGUGAUAAGACUUUGGUUGCACAUUAGCUGGUUUCUGUGAAACUUCCACUGUUUGUUACAUUAAAGUAACAAAAUAUAAAUGCAAGUUAAGCUCAAUGUUAUUUGGUGAAUGUGAUAUUUGUGCUGUAUGUAAUACAGCAAGGGAGUCAAAUUCUUUCAUAGUUAUGUCUUGGAGGGAAAGUGAUAUUGUUCAAAGCAGCCAGUUUGGCCGGAAAGUAGACAACAAGUCGCAAACAUGUUGUUACAUGGGUGAAUACUUUCCUAUCAUACUUCAUUACAGAGGUGUGUGGAGUAUGACUUCCAUUAUACGUGUGUGUGUGUGUGUGUGUGUGCGUCUGUGUGUCUGUGUGUGUCUGUGUGCGUGUGUGUUUCUGUGUGCAUGUAUAUUUUUCUUCUGUAAUGAAUACCAAGGUUAUCAACAAUGUGUAUAGGCCUAUAUGGUGAAUGUAUGUUAAAGGUGCAAUCCAUACGUUUGUCUCAGCUGAUGGAGAGGGUCAUUGCAAGUGCAAAACAAAAAAAAGUAAAUUUUACAUCUUAUCCAGAGCGACUUACAGUUAGUGAGUGC